UUAAACUUCUAAUAUGGAAAAAGAAAUAUUUGACUGCUUCCACUGCAAGGAGUCCUUGUAUGGAAAGAAAUAUACUUUGAAGGAUGACAUUCCAUAUUGUAUUAAAUGCUUUAACAGCCUUUUUGCAAACCUCUGUGAAAGAUGCAAAAAACCUAUUGAAUGUAAUUCUAAGGACCUUGCAUAUAAAGACAGCCACUGGCAUGAAACAUGUUUCAAAUGCGACAAGUGUGACCAUUCUCUGGUGGAGAAACCCUUUGCUGCCAAAGAUGAGCUAUUACUGUGCAUCGAGUGUUACUCUACUGAAUACUCCUCAAAGUGUUUUGGCUGCAGAGCUACCAUAAUGCCUGGAUCACGCAAAAUGGAGUAUAAUGGCAGUAACUGGCAUGAAACCUGUUUUGUUUGCCAAAGUUGCAGAGAGCCAGUAGGAAAUAAGCCAUUUAUCCCCAAGGAGUCCAAGAUAUACUGCAUGCCAUGCUAUGAGAAACAAUUUGCUAACCAGUGCAAGUCUUGUCGAAAGGCAAUCACCAAAGGUGGACUUUCUUUCCAAGAGCAGCAGUGGCACAGAGAGUGCUUUGUCUGCACAAGCUGCAAAAAAAACCUGGUCGGAGAAAAAUCUACUUCUAGAGAUGAAUCUCCAUACUGUGUGGACUGCUUUGAUAAUCUGUAUGCCAAAAAAUGUGCUGCUUGUGCAAAGCCUAUUACUGGGCAAGGUGGAGCCAAGUACAUCUCUUUUGAAGACCGUCAGUGGCACAGCGAUUGUUUCACCUGCGCCAAAUGCUCCAAAUCACUUGUUGGAGAGAAAUUCCAUACUAAUGAGGAUGAUGUACUGUGUCCUUCCUGUGGGUUGGCCAUAAAAAUGUGAAUUGUCUUCUCUUUCAUUGUUCACUUUAUUCUCUGAUAUCUUAUAUUCAUUACUACUUCAAUUCUUGUAACCUCAGGCACAUUUUUUUAUCGUUUAUUCUUUCAGAUAUUUGGCAGGCCUGACAUUUUUAUAAAAAUGCUAUGAAAAAGUAAUGGUACCUUUUAGUAGUAUAUUAUCUUGGCUGGAAUAGGACCUUCCAAUAUAAGAAGCAGUAAAUAUGUCAAUGCUUGAAGUUAGAACUUAAAACCUGGGAAGGUGGCUGCAGUCCAGUGACUCAGUAGAUGGGUUUAUUUAUGAGGCUGCCAAAUUUAUACAAGCAAGUAAUAAUCUUCAUUGACAACAAACACAUAGCUGGGGUUUAAACAUAUAGGAAGCAGACCCUGUCACCGCUUGGGACCCAGGUGAGUAGGGGGUCUGGUAGGAAUUUUCAAUUAACUUUUGAGAAACAGCUAAUCUUUCUAAAGUUUUGGGGGGAGUAUUUGAUGUUGGUCCAACAUAUGCAAAUAAAAAUACUAAGCAAUUAAUACAGCUCUUCUCUUAUCCUAAUGCCGGCCAAAACACAGAUAGGCAGCUACUCUCUUGAAUACAACGCUGUCUGCAUUUAGAAGUUGUCUAAUAAAGAAGGGCAGACAAGCACAUAGGUAUCCCUCCUCCGACCCCCUAACUUGUGGUAGAGGCACAAGGAGGAAGAGGAUGCAGCUUGCAUCAGAGCCAUAUCCCAAGUACAGGAAUGGCCUGCUCCCCCUGAUACAGUGGUCUGCACCUCAAAGGGAUGUGCUCUUGUGCCCCAGUCUGUAGUAAAUGUCAAAUACUUUUUGUAAAGAGACUGUCACCUUUAGAGCUAUUGCUGUCUUACAGUCAUAGCCAUGGAAAUCCUUGAAGAUUUUGGUAUUUCACUUUUCUUAUUUGUGAUUAAUAAAAAAUCUGUGAUGCUGUU
Messenger RNA from Xenopus tropicalis (tropical clawed frog), 1799 nucleotides. RefSeq names its product four and a half LIM domains 5 (gene fhl5). The record is from RefSeq and is marked provisional. Gene Ontology annotation, cellular component: nucleus. NCBI's taxonomy places the organism in Eukaryota, Metazoa, Chordata, Amphibia, Anura, Pipidae.